AUGAAAGCUGAAGCAUGGGUGUUGGGAAUAGAGAAGUUAUUUGAGGUUUUUCCCUGCACAGAAGCUCAGAAGGUGCAAUUGGCUGCCUUUACUCUUGAGGAUGAGGCACGCAGAUGGUGGAUGCUUACGAGAACUGUACACCAAGGGUUGACGUGGGAUAGAUUCUUGGAAUUGUUUUAUGACAAGUACUUCCCUCAAAGCAUGCGGGAUAAGAGGGUAACGGAAUUCAAAACUCUCAGGCAAGGGAACAAAACCGUUGCUGAAUACGAAGCCCAAUUUACAGAAUUAGCUCGGUUUGCACCCCAUAUGGUGGAUACGGAUUAUAAGAAGGCGCGUAAAUUUGAAGGGGGAUUACGGAGCGCUAUCCUGGAUAAGGUUAACAUGUUGAAGUUAUCUACUUACGUUGAUGUGUUGGAAAGAGCCGUUAUAGCGGAAGGGAAUCUCGCUACUCAGAGCUGA
Messenger RNA from Camellia sinensis, 459 nucleotides. NCBI's taxonomy places the organism in Eukaryota, Viridiplantae, Streptophyta, Magnoliopsida, Ericales, Theaceae. The record is from RefSeq and is a predicted model, not a curated record.